AACAGCGUCCGCACAUCGCCGGGAAGCCUUGCAGCAUGAAGCCUCGAUAGGUACCGCGGUGUUGCCGGCGGAUGGCGCUCUCCACGGGUCCGGGCGGUUUUCGCCCGGAGCCGGGCUUUGAGGCCGAAAAGGAUCCCAAGGCCCCCACGGUGGCCAAUGUGGACGAUGAAGACGUCUCCCCGGAGAUUUAUUUGGGUGUGGUGAAGUCGUACAACGACCGUCGUGGCUUUGGCUUCUUGGCCUGUACCGAGACGGCGGAUCGCUUCGGCCGCGACGUCUACAUGCCCAAGGCAGAGGCCACCAUGGCGGCCCUCUUGGCCAGUGGCAUCGAGCGGGAAACGGCUGUGCAGAUGGUGAACUCUGGGACCACCAGUAGCGCCGCCUGCAGCGCGGCGCUUCAAGCGCAGCCCAAGGGCCCAGCAGCUGCCAUGGCGGCGGCCACGGCCAACGACCGGAAGGAGGAAGGGGAAAAGUCCUCGGCCCCACGUCUAGCAGAAGAAGACUUGGUCUUCUUCCGUGUACGACUGAGUGUGGAAGGAUAUCCCCAGGCAGUUUGUGUGCAACGUCUACACAAGCUCACUGGCAGUGUGGUCCGUCCACCCUCAGGGCACAGUGGCAUCAUCAAGAGUGAGGAGGCAGUGGCUGUGUGUGGGCAAAGAGAGGUGGCCUUCGACCACCUUGCGGCCGGGCAACUCCGUGCCGUGCCUGGCGACGUCGUGACCUUCUGCAUUCCCGAGGCAGAAAGCAAGAUUGGCGUCCAAAUGGUGGCACCACCAGUAGAUCCUCACGCCAGAAUGGUGUGCUUAGCAUCUACGGAACGCCCCCAGGGCACUGUCUUGGGCUGCUUCACUCUGGAUUUGCCCCGUACCCGAAGCGAUGAGGGUCCAGCCGCAUGGGAGGCACCAAAUCUGCACCUGCCUUGCCACGCCUUUGGCGACAAAUUGGUCUUGGCGGGAUUGCCAUCGGAUUUGGAUGAAGCCGAGUUGCUGAAGUUCUUCUCCAAGCAGGGCGCCAACACGGCCAUUGUGGCGCACGCGCGCACCUCGUCCUUCGCCUCGAUCACCUUCCCAGGAACCCCCGAGGUGGCGCGGUUCCUGAGCCGCGUGGCGCAUGCCUACGCGGAUGAGAAGGGCACGUUGAUUGCCAGGCUGAUGCCCAAGAAACUGGACAUGGAGCAGAUGCCCACCCUACCGGCCUUACCUGCACCCAACCUCUCCACCAGUUCAGCUACCGGGGAGGACUUGGACGCAGGAAAUUUGAUGGUGACAUGGUCCCCCCUGGUCUUGGCCGUGGGCUACACAGUCGAACUGCGACCGGUGAAUGUCGGCUCCAGUAGCUCCAGCUGGCUCUCUGUGGAUGUGACCUCCAAAAAGCUGGGCUGCUCCAGCAAUCGCUUUGAUUUCAAUUGUUCCAGUUGUGUGGUGAACAGUUUGCAGAUUGGCACCGCCUAUGAAGCACGUGUCUCCUACUUCACGGACUGCAACACCAUGUCCGAAGCGUCUGACCCCUCCAAGCCGUGUCUGCCGGCGCAGGGGAAGGACGACGUGCCGGGCACCGUGCCCCACAGCGUGCCGGUCACGUCAUCGGCGCCAGCGGCACCACCAGCGCCGGUCAGUGUGUCCAGCGGUCCCAAUGAAGGAUAUUCCAAACCCUUCAGCAGUACCAUUUCUUUAUCCAAAUCCUUUCCCCCACCGAGUGUCCCUCCCCCUGCGCCCCUGCCGGCGCUGCCGCCCGGGCCGUCGCUGCCGGGCCUGCCUGGGCCGACGCCCUUGCAUCAUCCGCCACCACAUCUGCACCCGCCACUGCCGGCACAGCCGCCAUGGGCGUGGCCUGGGAAUGACGUCUAUCCACCACCUGACCCUGCCCUUGGACCAGGCUUCUCGGGUCCCUCAUGGCGUUCGCCCAGUGGCCUCGUUGUGCCGCCGCCGCCCGCGCCCGAACUGCAUCCGGAGGACGAGUAUGGCUUCGCCCUGUCAGUAAGGUGGCCUGCAGUGCUUCAAGCGGCUGCGUAUGUCGUCGAACUUCGGGAGGCGGAUACCACGUCCUUUGAACGCUUUGUGAGAUCUGCACCGGAGGCCAAGUUAGGCACCCUGGUGGAACUGCGGGUGGGCGGCUUGCGGCCCGGCCCCCCACCGGGGCGGAUCUAUAUGGCGCAGGUGCGCACCGUGGGUCACGACGGCUGGGAGUCGCUCCCCUCCCCGCCGGGCUUCUCGGUGCCGCUGCCGCCCGAGGACGGUCCGGCGGCCUCCAACCUGUCGGCGGAUGCGCCUGCGUGGCAGCCGGGGCUGGGUGGGCUGGCUCAAAGUAAGGAGGAGAAAUGGUGGCCACCAGCAGUUCUGUCGAGUCAAAGUACCGAUCCCUCGGAGCCCGCGAGGUCUUCGCUCUCCUGGACGCUGCCUCCACCCCCCUCUGCGCCGCCCACCUUGCGUGCGCCGGCGCCGGCGGGAGAAGACGGCACGGAUUGUUUGAUCCUUGAUUGAGCUCCUGGCCUGAUCCGGGCGACUUGCCGAAAUGUAAAAAUAGGAAGUAGAUGAAGUAGAUGUUCGAAAUGUCACCGCGGUCUGAAUGAUGAGACUAGCGACUAGUUGCAGGGCGAGUUGCUG
Messenger RNA from Cladocopium goreaui, 2603 nucleotides. Lineage: Eukaryota; Dinophyceae; Suessiales; Symbiodiniaceae. The record is from the annotation of a GenBank genome assembly.